CUUUCUUUCUUCCCCGACUCUCUCUCUUCUCUCUCGACACAGAACGGCGACUCGAUGGCUAUUGAGAUCGAAACCGGAAAAUCAGUGGAUUCACCUCGAAUCCUUUGAUUUUUCCGGCUAAAACUGGAGGGUUUGUGGUUGAGGAAGACGAUGGCCACUCCGAUCGGGUUAACCGUAAGAUGUGACGCUUCGGUUCUCACGACGACCUACCUCCUUUUGCGACAGAGAAGGAACUGAUUGAUUAUAAGGUGAAGCAAUGUUUUUUGUUUUGGUUCUAUUGAGCUUCACUCUUCUUAUUGGUGAUGGAGCUUCAAGGCCUCGUAAUGUUGAUGUUGGAGCCAUCUUCAGUUUAGGCACUUUACAUGGUGAUGUUACAAGCGUUGCCAUGAAAGCUGCUGAGGAUGAUGUCAAUUCUGAUCCUAUCUUCCUUGGUGUAUCUAAAUUGCGUAUAAUGACUUAUGAUGCCAAGCGCAACGGAUUCCUCACCAUCAUGGGAGCAUUGCAGUUCAUGGAGACUGAUGCUGUGGCUAUAAUUGGUCCUCAGACAUCAAUAAUGGCUCAUGUUCUGUCUCAUCUUGCAAAUGACCUUAAUGUGCCUAUGUUGUCAUUCACAGCUUUUGACCCUAGCCUCUCUCCGCUCCAGUUCCCGUUCUUUGUAUAUACAGCACCUAGCGAUCUCUUUCUGAUGCGUGCCAUUGCAGAAAUGAUAAGUUACUAUGGUUGGUGUACCUAUAUGAACAUAUAAAACAACGGUGUUGUAAGAGAUUUGCUUAUAAAUCCCACAAAUUCUCAUUCUAAUUAAUAAUCUUAUUACUCAACUA
This is a messenger RNA of Camelina sativa (false flax), 821 nucleotides long. RefSeq names its product glutamate receptor 3.2. The record is from RefSeq and is a predicted model, not a curated record. Lineage: Eukaryota; Viridiplantae; Streptophyta; Magnoliopsida; Brassicales; Brassicaceae.